UGUUUGUUCAGCCUGCAAUUUACAGCCUAACCGUCGCGAGUUCACGUGCAAGGCAGGCACCAACCUCUAGAGCGGCCGGUUUGAUCAGUGCACCACUGUGCAUUCACCAUCGCACAUCAGUCUCUGGGCCAAAAGAAACAAUGGGUUCUAGCGCCAAAAAGAAGAAGGAAAAGAAAAAAAAUUUUCAGAAACCCAAGCUAAAAGUUGGAAAAGCGAAGCCGAAGGCGUCCAAUUUCACCGACACAAGCUUCAAGUCCAAAUCCAUUGUGGUCAACCAACAGACUCUUGCAGCAGACGGCGCCGAUCCGACAGAGAAAUUCAAGCUGAACCUGUCACUCGCCGUCAACGCAAAGUCGGACAAUCAGAGGCGUGAUGCACUGGCUUAUAUCACCAGCCAGCUCUCAGCUAGCCCCCCCUGCAAUCCCGUUGGGACAUCAGGGGUUCUGACGAAGCUCCUGCCUCUAAUGUCGGAUGGGUCUGCAUCAGUGCGCGCCCAGUUCCUCAAGCUGCUUCGGGCCCUGCCGCCAGCAGAGAUUGGUUCCCACGUCGAGAAGAUUCUCAUGUAUAUCCGAGGCGGCAUGACGCAUCUGUCCAACGACAUCCGCAGCGAUACCUUGAACGUUCUGGAGUGGCUCCUUGAGGUCGCUGGGAGUGAGGCUGUCUCCUGCCCCGGGGGUUGGUUGAAGACGCUGAAUAGCUUCAGCUCCAUGCUGGGGUGGAAUCCGAGCGUUGGGUCUGCCAUAAGCAACAAGGGUUGGACCUCGGCAUCGCGAGCAACAUUGGGGACAAAGAAAGGGCCCGAAGCACGGACGAGGCAAAUACAGGUUCUCGCGAAAUUCCUGCAGACCGGUUUUCGUCCCGAAGCGCCAGUUCCGUACAGCCGAACGGCGUACUGGGACAACAUCUACCGUCUCCCUGGGACGCCAAAUCCCUUCGCGUACCUCAACCUCUUUGGGACGCCCAGGGACGAAGACAGCGAAAUGUAUCCGGACCGCAUAUCGCGACAGCGCAUCUUUGACGCGAAGUGGAGGGCUGCCAUUUUUGCUGGCAUGAACGAUGCUAAGAAGGAGGGGGGCAUGGUGGGUCGAGCUGCUGCCACUUUGGACAGGGCGUUAAGUUGCGGGCUUGAGGUCUAACUAGGCGUUUGGCUUUCUGUUACCACAUUCGCGGCGUUUGAGGAAUGAUAGGUCAUUGGCGCUAGGGUGA
Thermothielavioides terrestris NRRL 8126 is the source of this 1206-nucleotide messenger RNA. RefSeq lists its product as uncharacterized. The transcript has 4 exons. Bases 141 to 1136 code for a protein of 331 amino acids. Gene Ontology annotation, cellular component: nucleus. Gene Ontology annotation, biological process: rRNA processing. The record is from RefSeq and is a predicted model, not a curated record. Lineage: Eukaryota; Fungi; Ascomycota; Sordariomycetes; Sordariales; Chaetomiaceae.